GGGGAGCUGCCCCAGCGGGAACUGGAGCAGGACUGGGCCGUACUGGGAGAACUGGGCAGCGGCUCCUACGGCCGGGUGCUGCUGGCCGAGCCCCGGGACGGAGGUGCGCGCGUGGCGCUGAAGCUGCUGUCCAAGGAGCGCACGGCCAGGUGCGGCUUCCUGCGGGAGUUCUGCACUCACCUGUGCCUGCGGGGGGGGCUCACCUGUGUCCAGGUGCUGCCACUCGCCUUCGAGACCCCCACGGAGUUCGGCUUUGCCCAGGAGCUCGCACCUGCCGGGGACCUGUGCGGCCUCCUCACACCUGGGGCCAUGGAGGCUCCCCUGGAGGCCCCCGAGGAUGAUGAAGAUGAAGAUGAGGAUGAGGAGCAGGUGGCAGAGGCUCAGGAGCGCCUCCUGCAGGCGCUGAUGGCGCGCACGGCGCGGGAGCUGCCCCAGCGGGAACUGGAGCAGGACUGGGCCGUACUGGGAGAACUGGGCAGCGGCUCCUACGGCCGGGUGCUGCUGGCCGAGCCCCGGGAUGGAGGUGCGCGGGUGGCGCUGAAGCUGCUGUCCAAGGAGCGCACGGCCAGGUGCGGCUUCCUGCGGGAGUUCUGCACUCACCUGUGCCUGCGGGGGGCGCUCACCUGUGUCCAGGUGCUGCCGCUCGCCUUCGAGACCCCCACGGAGUUCGGCUUCGCCCAGGAGCUCGCACCUGCCGGGGACCUGUGCGGCCUCCUCACACCUGGGGUGGGUCUCCCGGAGCCGCAGGUGAAGCGCUGCGCCGCCCAGGUAUCGUCCGCCCUGUCUUACCUGCACGGCCACGCCCUGGUGCACCGCGACCUGAAGCUGGACAACGUCCUGGCCUUCGACCGCGAGUGUCACCUGGUCAAGCUCGGCGACUUCGGCCUGACGCGCGUGCUGGGCUGGCAGGUGCGGCCGGCGCGCAGCCCCGCCCCUUACGCCGCACCUGAGCUGUGGCACCUGCGCGCAGGUGAGGCGCGGCUGCGGCUGGAGCCCGCGCUGGACACCUGGGCGUUCGGCGUGCUGCUCUUCGCGCUGCUCACCGGCCGCUUCCCCUGGAGCUCACCUGCGCGCUCCGACCCCGCCUUCCGCCGCUUCCGCACCUGGCACGGCCGCACCUGCGCAGGUGAGGGAAACACCUGGAGGUGGGAUAGGAGCACCUGGACAGGUGAGAUGGAAACACCUGGAGAUGGGAUAGAAACACCUGGGAACGGGAGAGAAACACCUGGACAGGUGAGGGAAACACCUGGAGAUGGACUGGGAACAUCUGGAACGAGCUGGAAGCACCUGGACAGGUGCUGGACACACCUGGGAUGGGUCAAGAACACCUGGACAGGUGUUGGAUACAUCUGGAGGGAACCAAGAACACCUGGACAGGUGUUGGACACACCUGGGAUGGACCAAGAACACCUGGACAGGUGUUGGUCACACCUGGAGGGGUCACCUGUGCCCACCUGGGGAUCCUCAAUCAAUAAAAUUCCCGGAUUUUUUCGCGUUUGUGGAUUUGGAGUUUGA
Catharus ustulatus (Swainson's thrush) is the source of this 1515-nucleotide messenger RNA. RefSeq lists its product as uncharacterized. Lineage: Eukaryota; Metazoa; Chordata; Aves; Passeriformes; Turdidae. Gene Ontology annotation, molecular function: ATP binding; protein serine/threonine kinase activity. The annotation marks the transcript as partial. The record is from RefSeq and is a predicted model, not a curated record. Gene Ontology annotation, biological process: peptidyl-threonine phosphorylation; peptidyl-serine phosphorylation. The transcript has 7 exons.